Molecule: messenger RNA, 1868 nt
Organism: Phlebotomus argentipes
Lineage: Eukaryota; Metazoa; Arthropoda; Insecta; Diptera; Psychodidae
Exons: 4
Coding region: 352-1851 (499 amino acids)
Biological process (GO): protein polyubiquitination; immune response; antigen processing and presentation of peptide antigen via MHC class II
Cellular component (GO): lysosome; late endosome membrane; cytoplasm
Molecular function (GO): MHC protein binding; ubiquitin protein ligase activity; zinc ion binding
Source: RefSeq, a predicted model, not a curated record
CCUCGGUGCCCCAAUCAGUGAACUCGAUCAUGUGUACAUUUUUUGUUCAGCACAAAAAGAAAACGCUUGGAAAAAUCAGUCUCUCUCGCAAUUCCGUCGCGUCGAACCGUCAAGAGUGUGAAUUGGUGAAGUGACAAAGAACUGGGCGGUGGGAAUUGCAGGUGAAAGUGGUGAAAAUGCUUGCUAAUUGGCAUCUGUGACUGUUUUCAACUGUUUUGUUGUGACCCGUGCGAGGACUGCUGAGGAAUUUUCACACUUUUCCGUGAGGGCGGAGGAUGAUAUAACGCUCGAAGGUGGAAAAGCGGCUCUAUCGACGUUCAGGAGGAAGCUGAAACCUGGAAUUUCACCAGGAUGAGGAGCGGCGACAGCACCAAAACGUCCUCUGACAUUGAGAAUGUGGAGUGGAGCGUCGGGACGACCGCGGGACACAUGCCAAAUGUCGUAAGAUUUGGCUCGUCGAGCAGCCAGGCGUCGCAAAGCAGCGGUGAUAUCUGUCGGAUUUGCCACUGCGAGAGUGACCCGCUGAAUCCCCUCCUCACGCCCUGCUACUGCUCAGGGAGUCUCAAGUAUGUCCAUCAGGCGUGUCUUCAGCAAUGGCUCACGGCCUCGGAGACAAACGCGUGCGAACUAUGCAAAUUCCCAUUCAUUAUGCACACCAAAAUUAAGCCAUUCAAUGAGUGGCGCAGCCUCGACAUGUCGGGCGUUGAGAGACGUCGUCUAUUUUGUGCUGUGCUCUUCCAUUGCGCCGCAGCGCUUUGUGUCAUCUGGUCGCUUUGCGUCCUGAUUGAGAGGGCAGCUGAAGAGGUCAAGAGGGGUCUCAUUGGCUGGCCCUUUUGGACGAAGCUUGUCGUAGUCACGGUGGGCCUGACGGGCGGUGUUGUCUUCAUGUACAUCCAGUGUCGGCAAUAUUUGCAUCUCUGCAAUCGCUGGAGGGCCAGAAAUAGAAUACUGCUCAUUCAGAAUGCUCCUGAGAAAAUCCACCAGAUUCAGUCUUCGUCUCCAAUGAUGUCUCAGCGGCCAUUUCCGCGCAACGGGAGUUCCUCCACAACAGGGAAUUAUCCUGUAGGUGCCACAGCAGCCAAUCUGGGUCAGAUGUACGCCCGUCCGCCCAGUCAUGGAGAGAUUGUGGCCAACAUUGAGAACAAUCAUCUCAACUAUGAUCGCGACUGGACGCUGGAUGAUGUGAGUCAGAUGUCCUUCAAGCCAUGCCCCCAAGGAUCUGGCAGCAUGACUCCACUCGCCUUCCACGAUUCUGUGCACAACAUUUAUGAGCAACCGUCUGGAAAUACCUCGAGAUCCAGUCAAGAGCACAUAAUAUCGGCACCAGGAACGAGUCGAACGGGUGAUUUGAGUUUGUUCAAACUGGGAAAUGCCUCUUCUGCAGUUUUCCUGGAGAAUCGAGACAUCCUGAAUGACGGAGCGUAUCCGAAAGUGACUUGUCGCCACUCAAGUGUGGGAAUAAAUCCAUUGGAAAUAACUGAGGGAAUAAGUAAGGACACUAGACGGUUCUCAGACACGAAACUCCUGCAGCAUUCCACAGAUCCAGUUGCCAGUGAUGCCAUUUUCAAUGUUACAAAUCUUCUGGGGCCCUCAAUUCCUGCCAAAUGCGACGCCACACCGCAGAUCACGGACAUCAUCUUCGAAGCUGGCAGUAGUUUCGAUCCGCUGGAAUUAAACAUUCAGGAGAUGCUGGAGCUGGACAUUCAGCAACAGAAGAAAUCACAGUUGUCUCUCAAUGCCAAUUCCGCCAAGGCAAUCUUGCUGCCCGGCGAGACGGCCAGGAGUCGACCGUUGUUCAAGUCUCUGCCAAAUCUGAGUGGCAGCAGUGAGAAUUUGCUGCAGAAGCAGUGAAAAAUUUGAUGUUUAAA